AAUUUGCAAACUGCAAAGUGCCGAGUGCGAUCAAUCAAAUCUCUGAAAACAAAUUUGUUGUUAUUUUAUAAUGCUAUGCCACUGAAAUAGAAAAUGGACGGAAAGGAUGACAACUCAAGGUGUGCAAGCCUUCGAUCUAACAGGGAAAGGAGUGCGAAUUUCACAAAAGCUGAAAUGGACGGAUUGCGAAACCUCAUCAUAAAACAUAGAAAUAUAUUGUUUUGCAAAAAGACUACCGGAAACAUCAAUAAACAAAAAGAAAGUGCAUGGCAAUCGGUUAAAUGUGAAUUCAAUGCUUUUGCCAGCACACCAAGGACAAUAAAACAACUCAGGGAUAAAUUUGACAAUUUAAAGAGGGUUGCGAAAAAAGAUAGAAGGAAAGAGGGUCAAGAAAUGCGACAUACUGGAGGAGGACCACAACCAGAAGAAGAUUCUACAGAUUGGCUGAGGUCAAUUACACCAUCUUCAAUAAAUGGAGAUGAAGCAAUAUAUGAUGAUGGUACACAUACAAUUCUAAAAACUGAAUAUGCUUCUACUAAUGAAGUGUUAACAGACACAGAUGACCCGUUGACUUCAGAGAAGUUGGAUGCGAGUACACCCUACAGCUCCCUCAAGAGACCUAUGGCAUCACCGUUACAAUGUGGAGGAAAGAAAGAAAGGAUGGCGGAGAGUGAUAACGUUGUCCAACAGUUGUUAAGAGAGAAAGAAAUACAGUAUAAUAAGAGUACAGAAAGCCUUCAGGAACUAGAGCUUAAAAAAAUAAGGGAGUCUAUAAGACACGCACUGGAGGUCCAUGAACAAAAGAUACGGCAAAAUGAGGAGCUGCACCAGUUGCAAUUACAAAAAUUAAAAUUGGAAAUUAAAAUAUUAAAAAAUAAUUUAGAUUUAUAACACUAGCUGUAACCGAUAGACUUUGUCCUGUUUAUUAAAUAGCUGUUAAGUUUUA
Messenger RNA from Colias croceus (clouded yellow), 946 nucleotides. Its product is annotated as myb/SANT-like DNA-binding domain-containing protein 4. The coding region runs from base 94 to 891 and encodes 265 amino acids. Gene Ontology annotation, cellular component: nucleus. The transcript has 5 exons. The record is from RefSeq and is a predicted model, not a curated record. Lineage: Eukaryota; Metazoa; Arthropoda; Insecta; Lepidoptera; Pieridae.